GUCAGCCAGAAAGUAACCAGAAGGAUCUGCUACUCAGAGGCAGCUUAGAGGAAUCAGCCUUUCUUAGGAAGAUUUGCAGCCUGCUCUGGCUCUGUUGUUGCGGAAUAUACCAUCCUGCCCCUGCAGUUUAGCCUUGUAGAGAUUUGUUAAGCUCUUUUUUUCUGCUAGGGGGGAAAAAAACCUGUACUUUUGAAGAGCAGAAGCAUCGAUUUGGAAGUAUUUUUCUUUGAAAUAACACUGUUGAAAAACGGAGCACGUGAACUACUGAUCAGAUAAAGAACUUUUCUUGGAAAUAAUCACCGUGAUUGAAAAACCUCAAGGGUCAUCAAUGCACCUGCACAGUCCUCCCCUGAUGGCUGAUGGAAGCUUCUCUCUGUCCGGACAUCUGCUCAGGAGCCCAGGAGGUAACCCGUCGAGGCUGCACAGUAUAGAGGCCAUCUUAGGGUUUGCCAAAGAGGAUAGUGUCCUGGGCUCAUUUCAGUCUGAGGUCAGUCCAAGAAAUGCCAAAGAGGUGGACAAGAGGAGCUCUAGACAUUGUCUCCACAAAAUGACAGAAGAGAUUCAUCCCCAACAGGAACAUUUAGAAGAUGGCCAGACUGGUGGCUAUGGAGAUCCAUAUUCAGCAAAGACCUCAAGCGAGUGCCUGAGCCCAGGCUUGUCCACCUCAAACAGUGACAAUAAACUCUCUGACGAUGAACAACAGCCCAAGAAGAAACACAGGAGGAACCGGACAACAUUCACAACUUACCAACUGCACGAGCUGGAGAGGGCAUUCGAGAAGUCCCACUACCCUGACGUGUACAGCAGAGAAGAGCUGGCUAUGAAAGUCAAUUUGCCUGAAGUCAGGGUGCAGGUAUGGUUUCAGAACAGGAGAGCCAAAUGGAGGAGGCAAGAGAAACUAGAGGUGACCUCCAUGAAACUUCAAGAUUCCCCGAUGCUUUCAUUUAACCGGUCUCCUCAACCUUCUGCCAUGAGUGCCCUCAGCAGUAGUCUUCCUCUGGACUCCUGGCUCACCCCACCGUUAUCCAAUAGCACAGCCCUGCAGAGUUUACCAGGGUUCGUCACCACACCGACAAGCCUUCCAGGCAGUUACACCCCACCGCCAUUUAUAAACCCUGCAUCCAUGGGUCAUGCUCUCCAACCUUUAGGAGCCAUGGGUCCACCUCCUCCUUACCAGUGUGGGGCCAACUUUGUAGACAAGUAUCCACUGGAAGAAAUAGACCCCAGAAAUAACAGCAUAGCCUCUCUGAGGAUGAAAGCAAAGGAACACAUCCAGUCUUUCGGCAAGCCUUGGCAAACCAUAUGAAUACGGCACAGAUCAGCCACCAUGCCCUGGGAGGACAUUCUAACAAAUCAGUGGACUUCAUAGGGGAGACACUUUUUCUCUAAACAUGAACAUUAUGGGCCAAUUUCCUAGAAUGUUCUGGCUUUAAUACUGUGGAGUUUGCCAGUGUUUUUGACAGCACAAACCACACGAUUGGACUAACGUAUUAUCUCAUGUAUACAAAUGUAAAUUAUAGGUAUAAGUAUUUACUAGGAGAUUUAAAGACUCAAUAACAAUUUUCCAGUUAUUUUUUUUUAUAUUUAUUUACAAACUUGAAACUAGGUCUCUGUGACUAUCUCUAGGUCAGGGGUCCCCAAACUUUUUUUUAACUGUGAGCCACAUUCAAAUCUAAAUAAAGUUGGAGAUCAACACAA
Molecule: messenger RNA, 1698 nt
Organism: Xenopus laevis (African clawed frog)
Lineage: Eukaryota; Metazoa; Chordata; Amphibia; Anura; Pipidae
Gene: rax.L
Product: retina and anterior neural fold homeobox L homeolog
Biological process (GO): positive regulation of transcription by RNA polymerase II; regulation of DNA-templated transcription; regulation of transcription by RNA polymerase II
Cellular component (GO): nucleus
Molecular function (GO): DNA binding; DNA-binding transcription factor activity, RNA polymerase II-specific; RNA polymerase II cis-regulatory region sequence-specific DNA binding
Source: RefSeq, marked provisional